Molecule: messenger RNA, 1290 nt
Organism: Daucus carota subsp. sativus
Lineage: Eukaryota; Viridiplantae; Streptophyta; Magnoliopsida; Apiales; Apiaceae
Product: putative F-box protein At3g17480
Exons: 1
Coding region: 1-1290 (429 amino acids)
Molecular function (GO): protein binding
Source: RefSeq, a predicted model, not a curated record
AUGGCAUCAACAUCAGGGAAACCUUUAACAGCUUGUGAGCGAAAAUCAGAAAUGAGCCAAAUUGUUGACAACCAGGCGGCUGCAGCAGAAUCAUCAGAUCAUCAGGCGAGAAAGAAGACGAGAAUGGGAGAGCUAAAGAAUGCGACACUGCCGGAAGAUUUAAUCUAUACAGAAAUAUUCUCUCGGCUACCAGCAAAAUACAUUCUUCGAUGUCGCCUCGUUUGUAAGUCCUGGAAUUCUCUGUUAUCCACCCCUGCUUUCGUUAAUUCACACCUCACUUAUCAACUCCACAACAACUCUGAAGAAAGUGAUCGCAUUGUAAUAAGAAGAAUGUGUGGUUUUCACGAUCAAGUGGACAUUCUCUCUCACACCGGUUCGAUUCGUGUCCUAAAACCUCGCGCUCGCAACACCUUGUUGGGUUCAAUUAAUGGUUUAAUUGCAAUGGCUUCGAUGAGCGGAAGAAGAUUCUGUUUAUGGAACCCGGCGAUUGGGCAAGUUAAGUUGUUUAAUUUCCCCCCACUUGAUGAUCACUAUGCUCUAGGAUUUUGUUGGGAUCAUGUGCAGAAUGAUUACAAGGUCUUGAUGUUCUGCUAUGAUCCGAUGUUAUCUCCCGCUAGACGGAUUUGUAUUUACUCAACAAAUUCGGCUACUUGGGCUUCGUUGUGCAUCCCUCAAAAUCUCGUGUUGUCGCCGAUGCCAGCAUGUCCCUCUACCAUUGUCAAGGGAACCCCUUACUGGAGUACUUAUCCUAAAAAUCUGGCUUUCCGUGAACACAAGCGUAGCAUAUUGAAGUUUGUGCCUGAAAUCAAUGAGUUGAGGAUCCUUCCUGAUUUCGAUCCCCUCAAAUUUCGUGUCAACUAUUUCGAUAUAGCUAACAUCAAGGAUCGUCUUGUUGGAAUGGCGUAUAAAUUAAAUGAACACGGAGAGGCUAAUACUAUGGUGGAUAUGUAUUGUUUGGACGACGAGGAUUCCAAUAUCGGUGUUUGGAGUAAGAUGUAUAGUAUCGGACCUGUAUACUUGGACUUCUAUCAAUGGCCAUCACAGGCUUUUAGGAAUGGUGGUGAAAUAUUGAUCCGGAGACCAUCUGAUCCAUUUGCUUUCUACGAUCCCAAAACCAAAGAAAUUAAGAGUAUUGCUGGGACGACUAGCCCUAGCACUUCUUCUUUAAUAGAGUUGGGUAGACAGUGUUACAGUUAUACGCCUAGUCUGGUCCAUGUUCGAGGAAUGGAGUCCUUGCAGAAUUUUUCUACAAACCAGCCAGUUGCUUUCUUUGCCCGUAAUUUUCCCUAA